This is a messenger RNA of Zasmidium cellare ATCC 36951, 912 nucleotides long. RefSeq lists its product as uncharacterized. The record is from RefSeq and is a predicted model, not a curated record. The coding region runs from base 1 to 912 and encodes 303 amino acids. The transcript has a single exon. NCBI's taxonomy places the organism in Eukaryota, Fungi, Ascomycota, Dothideomycetes, Mycosphaerellales, Mycosphaerellaceae. Gene Ontology annotation, molecular function: arylformamidase activity.
AUGGCCUUCUCCGACGAGUGGCCCCAGUUCCGGAAGGACAUCACCUACAGCAACGAGUCCAACCUCAACACCCUCCAGACCUGCAUCCCGCGCCCGACCUCGUCCAACGACCGCAGCCGGAUAUGGAUUGUCUACGUGCACGGUGGCGCCUGGUUCGACCCGGAACAGACCGCUUCGACGUUCGAUAAGGCCCAGGAACAGCUCUUGAACUCUCCCAUUGCCGACCGCGUGGCCGGCUUUGCCUCAAUAAACUACCGUCUUUCGCCUGCACCUACACAUCCGACCAAUCCUUCCAACCCGGCUGACCCGGCCCGUAACGCGAGGCACCCUGAUCAUAUCAAUGAUGUGCUGGCGGCCAUUCUGCACCUGCAGGAGACAUAUCGCUUCGAGGAUCGCUACAUCUUAGUCGGUCACUCUGCUGGGGCGUUUCUCGCCCUCCAGGUCGCCAUGAAAAGGUAUUGGGGCUCGCAAUACGAAUCGACCUACGCGCUGGAGCUCAAUGUUGUGCCGCCUGUGGCGAUACUUGGCAUCGAGGGCUUGUACGACCUGCCUGCACUAGUCAAAUACCACGACAAGCUCUCACAGCACAUGUACCACAACUUCGUUGAGAGUGCUUUCGGCCCGAACGAGGCCGAUUGGGGGGCUGCCAGUCCAACUCAAUCAAACUUGGAGGAGACUUGGGAGAAUGGACAGCUAGCUGUCAUCGCUCAUUCACACAGCGACGAGCUUGUGGAAUGGGAGCAGCCAGAGUCGAUGAUCAAGUCACUCACAAGUCAAGGGUUCAAAGACUCUGGCUCAAGAAGAGCAAAACUCAUAGAGCUCCAAGGCAAGCACGACCAAGUCUGGAGCGAAGGUCGCGAAGUUGCGAGAGCCAUUGAGUGGACGAUCAAGGAGUUUUACAGUCUGCAUUGA